AUGACUAUAAGAUACCAAAACGCUACUCUAACUAGCGUUCAACAAGCUAUCUUGUAUGCAUCCAAACGUGGGAUGCCCUUACCCUUUGAAUUCGAGGGGAAGGGGGUGGUGUUGUUGCAAGAUUUUGCUGUAAAUCCAUUUGUAAACAAGAAGCGGAAGAAAAAGUAUAUCAACGAGCCAACGUCGGUCCUGGAUAGCAUCAACACCAUUCCAAGUCCACCGGCUUCUACUUCAACCCUGUCGUCUUCUCUCGGCGGUGGCGACACAGCCGGCGUGGCGGCCUUUUCUUCUAAAUGGCCACCGCCGGAAAAUCAAGAAACGAGUACCUCCAAUGCCGGAGUUGUUGAUGUUCAUCAGUUUCAGCAACCGUCUCUUGACGAGAAAUGUGUAGGGAUGGUGGAUUGGGAGACCGGAGAGUCCGGCCAAGAUCAGGCGAUGCUCCGGUGGAUCAUGGGAGAUGUGGAAGAUCCGUCUAUGGGUUUGAACAAAGUGCUUCAUGGCAACGGCGGCGGUGGUGGUGGUGGUGCUGUGGACUUUGAAUUUAACGGUGGGUUUGGUGUUGUAGAUCAAGGUUUUUCUAUAGGGCUUGAUUCCGGUAACCAAAUCGUAAACUUGUCCCAAAUCUCGAACAAAUUCACCAAUGACAAAACUGGUUUAUCCACAAACCCUCAACUACCGCCGUCGCCGCCGCAGGCGAUGUUCAGCAACCACCACCACCACCACCACUCUCAAAACCAGAUCUUUUCACCAUUAAACGAACCCCAAAUGCUCCCAUUUGAUAUAAAGCCACAGAUGUUCAACCCCCAGUUAUUAAUCAACCAAUCUCAGCCAUUUGAACACCAACUUCUGAUGCCACCACAACCCAAAAGACACAACCCAGGAAGCAUAGAAAUACCCAAGAACCCGUUUCUUGAUUCGGGUCAAAACCCGCUUCAAUUGCUUCAAAAGUCGCCGUCAAUGAAGAAAAUGGCAGCCAUUAAUGAAGUUGGGUUAGGAAACCAAAACCACCAUCAUCACCAGCAGCAAGGGAUCAUCGACCAGCUCUUCAAAGCCGCCGAUUUGAUCCAAUCGGGGAACAAUCCGAUACUCGCGCAAGGGAUAUUGGCGCGGCUCAAUCAUCAGCUCUCUCCAAUCGGUAAGCCAUUCGAUAGAGCUGCUUUCUAUUUUAAGGAAGCUCUUCAAUUACUCUUACAUUCAAUUCUCAACAACAUUCAUCCCCAAAUUACUCCCACUGCUUCCCCUUUUAGUUUAAUCUUCAAGAUCGGUGCUUACAAAUCCUUCUCAGAGAUUUCCCCUUUUCUUCAAUUCGCAAAUUUCACUUGUAAUCAAGCAUUACUCGAAUCCUUAAAUGGGUUUGAUCAGAUUCAUAUUAUCGACUUCGAUAUCGGAUAUGGUGGUCAAUGGGCUUCUCUUAUGCAAGAGCUUGCUUUACGUAACAAUGGCGUUUCAUCCUUAAAAAUCACAGCUUUUGCUUCCCCUUCCACCCAUGACCAGCUCGAACUCGGAUUAACCCGAGAGAAUUUGAUCCAUUUCGCAAGUGAAAUCCGUGUUGGAUUUGACUUUGAGAUAGUCAACAUUGAUGUUCUUGCUUCUUCUUCAUGGUCUUUACCCUUUCAUGUAUCUGAUACAGAAGCCAUAGCUGUGAAUCUACCCAUUCAUGUGUUUUCGAAUCACCAAACUCAAAUCCCUUCUGUUCUUCGAUUCGUCAAGAAUCUAUCUCCGAAAAUCGUGGUUUCGGUUGACCGAGGGUGUGAUCGAACCGAUUUACCGUUUUCUAAUCAUCUGAUUCAUGCCCUUCAAUCAUAUUCGAACCUACUUGAAUCGCUCAAUGCUGUGAACAUGAACCUAGACUCGUUGCAGAAGAUCGAACGCUUCUUGGUCCAACCUGCCAUCGAAAAGAUCGUUUUGGGUCGGUACCUUUUCCCUGAAAAGACUCAGCAUUGGCGAACCCUCUUCUUAUCCGCCGGAUUUUCGCCAUUGUUGUUCAGCAACUUCACCGAGAGUCAAGCCGAGUGCUUGGUCAAAAGGACCCCGGUUCGUGACUUUCACGUCGAGAAACGGCAAUCGUUGCUCGUUCUUUGCUGGCAACGCCGGGAGCUCGUGUCGGCUUCCGCUUGGAGAUGCUAAAGAUGUCGACCGAUCGAUCAAAAGGUGUUAACUUUUGGCGAAUUUUUAUUUACGUUCUAUGUUGCUAAUCGUUUCGGAUCCAAGAAAGAACAAGAUACACUAGUUGAUGUUCUUAGUACGUUGGAUGUGAUUAUGAAUGUAUUACUGUUGAUCUCGUUUUCGGGCUGUUUAUGGCAGCUAAAAAACAUUAAUCUCGAUUCUAAUUAUCUUUAGGUUAUGUCUUUCGUUGUUGUAAUCUUGACGGCAAAAUCGAAAUCAUUUCGAAUUGUGAAAAAA
Molecule: messenger RNA, 2403 nt
Organism: Cynara cardunculus var. scolymus (artichoke)
Lineage: Eukaryota; Viridiplantae; Streptophyta; Magnoliopsida; Asterales; Asteraceae
Product: scarecrow-like protein 6
Exons: 2
Coding region: 1-2127 (708 amino acids)
Biological process (GO): regulation of DNA-templated transcription
Cellular component (GO): nucleus
Molecular function (GO): sequence-specific DNA binding; DNA-binding transcription factor activity
Source: RefSeq, a predicted model, not a curated record